Scomber scombrus (Atlantic mackerel) is the source of this 648-nucleotide messenger RNA. RefSeq names its product ribonuclease inhibitor-like. The transcript has 5 exons. Lineage: Eukaryota; Metazoa; Chordata; Actinopteri; Scombriformes; Scombridae. Gene Ontology annotation, molecular function: protein binding. The coding region runs from base 1 to 648 and encodes 215 amino acids. The record is from RefSeq and is a predicted model, not a curated record.
AUGUACGACCACGCAGUACAUCAGAAGCUCCAACAGUUCCUGAAGUCAAAGAACAGAUCAGAGAAGAGACUCUCUGAGAUCCAGUGCUCAGCUCUGGCCGACAUGCUGCAGAUGUCAGAGGAGGUUCUGGAUGAGUUGAACCUGAACAAAUUGAGUUACUGCAGUUUGUCAAAGACCAGCUGUGAUUAUCUCGUCUCAGCUCUGAAGUCCAACUCCUCCCAUCUGAGAUAUCUGCAUCUGGGAGGAAACAAGCUGAAGGAUUCAGGAGUGAAGCUGCUGUGUGGUUUUCUGAAGAGUCCAGACUGUAAACUGGAGACUCUGGGACUGAACAACUGCAGGUUGUCAAAGACCAGCUGUGAUUAUCUGGCCUCAGCUCUGAAGUCCAACUCCUCCCAUCUGAAAGAGCUGGAUCUGGGAGGAAACAAGCUGAAUGAUUCAGGAGUGAAGCUGCUGUGUGGUUUUCUGAAGAGUCCAGACUGUAAACUGGAGACUCUGAGAUUGUAUUACUGCAGGUUGUCAAAGACCAGCUGUGAUUAUCUGGUCUCAGCUCUGAAGUCCAACCCCUCCCAUCUGAGAUAUCUGGAUCUGGACAUGAACUACCUGAAGGAUUCAGACAUGAAGCAGCUGUGUGGUGGACACCUGGGUUAG